This is a messenger RNA of Miscanthus lutarioriparius, 1365 nucleotides long. Lineage: Eukaryota; Viridiplantae; Streptophyta; Magnoliopsida; Poales; Poaceae. The record is from the annotation of a GenBank genome assembly.
AUGGCGAGACAUGACAAUAUGACGCAUUCGCUGAUGCCAUACGAUCGGCGGCACGUCGUCCUUGCCACAGAACGCACUCCAUGCCGACCGAUAUCUCUCUCUCUUUCUCAUGUGCCGCGGAAGCUGGGGGCGAUCACCGGCCGAUCAGAUGAGAAGCAGAGCAUGCACCGAUCGAUCCAGGCGCUGGAAGAGACGCCGAAAAGUAAGCAUCGCGAGUGUUGUGGUGGUGGUGGCGGCGCGGUGAGCAAUGCCCGUGGCGGUGGCGCGGGCGUCGUCCGGCGUGUCGCACCGUCCUCGAUCGUGUUGGUAGCAGAGGAGCAGUGGUACCGUCGCCGGCCGGCAUGCCGUGUGCGACGUCGUGCUGCGAGUCUUGAUACAGCUGGCGCCCCACAUGCUCUCUUGCUUCCGGCUGCCGCGGCCGUUCGGCGGCGGCGGCGGCGGGGACGUGGACCAGCAGCAGGCCGCGGCGGUGUCUCCCCGUCGGGGCCCGUCGCUGCCGUUCGCGGCGAGCCUGUUCGCGGCGUCCCCGUCGACGUCCGGGCGCGGGAAGAGCCCGUGGCCGCCGCCGGAGGUGGACGACAUGGAGAAGAAGCGGUGGGACAGCAUGGAGUCGUGGUCCAUGCUGCUGGACACGGUGAUGGGCCCCGGCGGCGAGGACAGCCGCAGCGGGCGGCGGAGGAUUGGAUGGCCGACCUGUCGCAGCUCUUCAUCGGCAACAAGUUCGCGUCGGGCGCCAACAGCCGCAUCUACCGCGGCAUCUACAAGCAGCGCGCCGUGGCCGUGAAGAUGGUGCGCAUCCCGGAGCGCGACGAGGCCCGCCGCGCGGAGCUCGAGGAGCAGUUCAACUCCGAGGUCGCCUUCCUCUCCCGCCUCUACCACCCAAACAUCGUGCAGUUCAUCGCGGCGUGCAAGAAGCCGCCGACCAAGUGCCAGGCCACCAAGGGCAACAAGGGCACCUACCGGUGGAUGGCGCCGGAGAUGACCAAGGAGAAGCCCUACACACGCAAGGUGGACGUGUACAGCUUCGGCAUCGUGCUCUGGGAGCUCACCACCUGCCUGCUCCCGUUCCAGGGCAUGACGCCCGUGCAGGCCGCAUACGCCGCCUCAGAGAAGAACCUGCGCCCGCCGCUGUCGAGCUCGUGCCCGCCGGUGCUCAACAACCUGAUCAAGAAGUGCUGGUCGGCGAACCCGGCGCGGCGGCCGGAGUUCAGCUACAUUGUGUCGGUGCUGGAGAAGUACGACCACUGCGUGAAGGAGGGGAUGCCGGUGACGGCGCACCAGGAGCUCAGGCUCUGGCGCUCCUUCGCCAAGAUGUUCAGGAUGGGCUGCAUCACCAACAACUUGUCCAUACCGGUGCAUGCGUGA